AUGUUCUCUUCUGGUUCGCCGCCAAAGCACUCGGCCAAGUCCUUUGCUAGCCUCAAAACAGCACAGGCAGAACAGCCACAAAGAUAUCAGCUGUUCCCCAAAGACAAGCCUCUACCUACACCAAAUAUCCCCAACCUAAGCAAGGCCUUGCCGAUUCCUCAAACAUCCGAUACCAAUGGCAGAGUCUCGCCCUUGGCUGGAAUCAGAAUACGUCUGAAUCAGAACAACCUAGUCAGACGCCGCAAAGUGAGCGUUCCCGAACUCGGGCCUAUGACAACAGUGCAAGAGGUUUCAAUGGACUCGCCUACGAUACCUGGCCGCCCAGCUCUGCACGAACGAUCUUCUAGUGCUCCAGACGAGAGCACCAUACUGGUUGGGCCUAUUGAUGAAAUACUCAAGAAGAACGUAAACACAAGCGACUUGACGAGAGCCAUCGAAGAUGCCUUUGAGCUCCCGACCACAAAACCACGAUCGUCUUCGCCGCGCAAGCUAGCUCCUCUAGUUAUCCCACCAACUAAUGCCCCGGCACCCAGACUACAGUCUAAGCACUCUAGCACCCAACUACGGUCAGGAAGCACACCGCCGACGGAGACUUCGCGAUCUGGUAGAUUCGAAACAGGCACGCCAACUGUUGGGCGCUUGACUGCAGCCUCUACCCCAGACAUGUCUGUCCCUCGAUCUGCCACAGCAACGGAAGCUACUACAUCUACUCUGCCUACCCCAAUCUCAGCACCGCUUCGCAGUUCUCCGCAGCCUUGGGAAGGCUGCAGCACUUCGAACGAAGACGGUAGCCGAACAUCGAACACACUGGGCCACAGACGCGCAGGGUCAGAGUCGUCCAGUAUGAUGGAUAGAGGCAGGCCCUCGAAGCGAAACGAGAAACACGGCAGUUGCAAAAACACGAAGAGCUCUGAGCGACGCGCGUUCGAAGAGCUGCCAACAGGGUGGAAGCCUUGUGAGGCUAUUAGCAAACUCAAUGCUAACGACGUUAUGGCGCUGCACAAGCAAGCUCUGGGGCAGGCGGAGAGAUUUGAAGUUCUCAAGGUGGAACACGUUGACGCUCUAUCAAAGGAGCUUCGCCAGCUGGAUGAUCGAACUGAGUAUCUGCGCCGCACUUACAGCUCGCUAAGAGCUGGUCGACGCAACCUCCACUCUCGCAUUUGCCAGUACCUUCGCUCACCUCGAGUCGCCAAGUUUAGCCAUGAUUCUAUGCUCAAGCAAGAAGAAGCACUUGCCGAGCUGGAUGCUUCCAUUGACGACUGGGUCACCAAGCUGGAGCAGGCCGAGAACAGGCGGACCAGGGUUCGUCAGAAGCUGUUGGAGCACGUUGCCGCCGCUGCCAUCCUCCCAGUCCCCGAUGGCAGCAUGAUGGUGUCGCCGUUUCAGACACAAGGCGCGUCAUGUCCGGGCAUCCGGGAUGUGUCCACCCCUCCCAGAAGCCCCACGAAGCAUGUUCCCACGUCGCCGCGCACCGGAAGCAACUCCCCCUCCCCGCAGCGCGUGGUGGCCCAGGUGCCCAGCACAAUCCUCGAGCACCCCAUCAUCGAGGAACAGGCCGCGGCCGGCAAGGACGUCGUCAGCCGCUCGGCGAGCACAGUGACCACAAAGGGGCGCACGGCUGUCGAGAGCAUACGCGUGUAUGCCGGCGACGACUUAUACGCGCUGCUGGCGGAUGUCGAGGACGAAAUCUGCCGACUUGGUGCGAGUCACGAAGAGGCUGCUCCCGUACCGGAACCGCGCAAAGAACAGGCACGAAAGCGCAGCCAGGAGAAGCUGAACGGAGAUGCAGCCAGCUCAACCAGUGUUGCUGCCGCUGCAUCGCCGUCGCCAGCAGAAGCAGUAGGCAGCGCGGCCCCUCCGGAGCCCCGUGCGCCGAAGAAAGACUUGAUCAAGGAAGCACAGAUGCUUCUUACCAAUGCUGUUUUCAAGCCUCGAGUGGCAGCAUGA
Messenger RNA from Akanthomyces muscarius, 1947 nucleotides. RefSeq lists its product as uncharacterized. The transcript is spliced from 4 exons. NCBI's taxonomy places the organism in Eukaryota, Fungi, Ascomycota, Sordariomycetes, Hypocreales, Cordycipitaceae. Bases 1 to 1947 code for a protein of 648 amino acids. The record is from RefSeq and is a predicted model, not a curated record.